UUUAAAAAAGUAAAAGCAACAAUGGCAUUGGCUGAAAUUUGUAAAAUCUCCAAUGCUUCGUACAUGAAGCCCACUGCCUGGACUUCGGCCGAUGCAAAUGAAGACUUGAAGACAUUUUCAUGCAACUUGGCGAACCCCUACACAUUGGCUGCUCCGCCAUUCGAGAAUCCUAUGCUCAAUUUGAAUCAAAUUCAAGCAAAUUCUGGUAAAACCGGCAUCAAAAUAGAUUUCGAUCAUGGCACCACAACCCUUGGCUUCAAGUACCAAGGAGGCGUAAUUUUGGCUGUUGAUUCACGCGCCACUGGAGGCCAGUACAUUGGCUCGCAGACAAUGAAAAAGAUUGUGGAAAUCAACGACUUUCUACUGGGAACUUUGGCCGGUGGUGCUGCCGAUUGUGUUUACUGGGAUCGUGUCCUGUCCAAGGAAUGCCGCUUGCACGAGCUGCGCAACAAGGAACGCAUCUCGGUAGCCGCAGCCAGCAAGAUCAUGGCAAACAUUGCCCACGAGUACAAAGGAAUGGGUCUCAGCAUGGGCAUGAUGCUGGCUGGUUAUGAUAAGCGUGGUCCCGGCCUUUACUAUGUGGACUCUGAAGGUUCCCGCACGCCUGGAAAUCUAUUCUCCGUCGGCAGUGGCUCUUUGUUCGCUUAUGGUGUGCUCGACUCUGGUUACCGCUGGGACUUGCAGGAUAAGGAGGCGCAAGAUCUGGGCCAGCGUGCCAUUUACCAUGCCACCUUCAGAGAUGCUUACUCUGGUGGAAUCAUCCGAGUCUACCACAUGACCCCAACUGGAUGGAUCAAUGUUUCCAACACAGACUGCAUGGAGCUGCACUACAAGUUCAAGAGUGAGAAGGAGGCUCAAUAAAGAGAGUUUUGGAACUGUAGGAGAAUAUAAUCAUCCAGUCGAACGAAGUUUGUACACUAUUGGAAAAUAAUAAUAAAAACAAGCGGGAAUAAAUGUUUAAUAGGCUUUUCAUUGAA
Molecule: messenger RNA, 977 nt
Organism: Drosophila persimilis
Lineage: Eukaryota; Metazoa; Arthropoda; Insecta; Diptera; Drosophilidae
Gene: Prosbeta5
Product: proteasome subunit beta type-5
Exons: 2
Coding region: 22-861 (279 amino acids)
Cellular component (GO): proteasome core complex
Molecular function (GO): threonine-type endopeptidase activity
Source: RefSeq, a predicted model, not a curated record